AUGAAAAAAACAAACUCCCUAGCAAAAGCUCUCAAAUCUGUCACAAAGAACCGAGAGAGAGGAAAUACGUUUCGGUCACUCAGCAGCUACUUACUCUACGAAGAAGAAGAGAGUGGUUCUGCUCAAGGAAGUCUGAGCCAUGGAGUCUACGGUGGUAAUGGCCAAAGCAGCCCAAACAACGGUGGUUAUGGUCAAAGCUACCCAAGUCCUGGAUGUUACGGGCAAAUCAACCCCUAUCAAGGAAGUCCGAGCCAUGGAGUCUACGGUGGUAAUGGCCAAAGCAGCCCAAACAACGGUGGUUAUGGUCAAAGCUACCCAAGUCCUGGAUGUUACGGGCAAAUCAACCCCUAUCAAGGAAGUCCGAGCCAUGGAGUCUACGGUGGUAAUGGCCAAAGCAGCCCAAACAACGGUGGUUAUGGUCAAAGCUACCCAAGUCCUGGACCUUACGGGCAAAUCAACCCCUAUCAAGGAAGUCCGAACCAUGGAGUCUACGGUGGUAACGGUCAAAGCUACCCAAGUCCUGGACGUUAUGGGCAACUCAACCCCUAUCAAGGAAGUCCGAACCAUGGAGUCUACGGUGGUAACGGUCAAAGCUACCCAAGUCCUGGACGAAGUCAGAACCAGGGAAACCAAACCGGCUAUGGAAGCCCCAAUCAAGGAAACAACAGUGGUUACGGAAACUACGGUGGUAAUGGAAGCCCCAAUAAUGGAAACACUGGUGGUUAUCCUUAUCAAGGAAGCGGUGCCUACAACUACAACUACCUCAAUCCCAUUUACGGUUCUUACGGACAAGGCAGUAGAAGUCCUUACCGUGGUCAAAGAAACCGGAGAAGCCCUAACCACGGCGGUAAGAACCAAAGAAGCCCUAGCUACGUCGGUAAGAACCGUCACGUCUCUCCAAGCAGCACUACCAGCCGUGGUUCCGAGACUGAAGGCGGUGAAAACAGCCCUAAGAACCCUGGUUCUGAUAAUUCUGACGGUGAAAACACCUACACCGCAGAGGAGAAAGAGGCAUUGAAGAAUUUCCCUGGAGGGAAGUUUCCUCCUGGUUAG
Camelina sativa (false flax) is the source of this 1053-nucleotide messenger RNA. NCBI's taxonomy places the organism in Eukaryota, Viridiplantae, Streptophyta, Magnoliopsida, Brassicales, Brassicaceae. The record is from RefSeq and is a predicted model, not a curated record.